UUGGUUCUAACUAUUUUUGUCGCUGUGAUCAAUUCACAAUAUCCACUUACUUAUGGAUGUGUGGCACAAGUUUUGGCAUAUUCGCCAAUGAAUAAAUUGUAUAAUGUGAGUUUGGGAUAAUUUUUUGAGUAAAUUAGUUUUUGAAUUUUUUCAAUGACUUCUAGAGAACAAUUUUCUCAAAACUCUGAUCACAAAAUUCUGGAAUUCCUCCUUCUUGACAUCAAAAAGACAUUCCCUAUCAUAAAUAACUAAUUCUAUUUUUCACAGUUCGUCAACAAUUUGAACAACAAAGAUACAACUUUAGCUCAACGAAAAACUCGAGCAAAUAGCUGGGUUCCGAAUAAUAUGGUAACUAGAUUUUUGUUUGGAAUUUGUUUCGUCUAAUUUUCUAUUCCUAGGGUACCCACUUAUUCUCGGCUUUGGACAUUUAUUCAUCAAAAUCCACGGCUUUAGCAGCAAUUAUCAGUUUAUUGGAUCAUCGAAACACCGUGGGACUUUUCUGGGACGAUCUUUUCCCAGGAAUUCAAACAGUCUUCAAUAAAUCGGUGGCUAACCAGGUUUGUUCGAAAAUUUAUGGACUGAAAUUGAAGUUGAGCUUAGUUAAACUGCAUUUUUUCAGUACAAAGCCAUGUGGGCAAAAACCGAUAAGGUUUAUGACAACGCAUUUUUCGAUGCUUUGAAUGAAUGGUAUGCUUACUGUCAUUAUCAUGUAAGUUUUUUUGAGAUAUGACGUGAUAAACUUGGACUUUUGCCACGUCAUAAUUUUGGUUCAGGAGAAUAAAUUUAGUAAGCUCGCAAGUAUUUUUGAAAAUUGGAAAACACAAUUUUUCUCAAAACUUCUGAAGUUACUAAUUCAGAAAACUUGCUACGUCAUAACUACUUUUAAAAUUUGCAGAGUCCUUCCGGUAAACGAACCGCACUCUACAAUGCAAUUCAAAAAGUGACCACAAAAUAUGUGAAUGACACAAGCCUGAAUUACGAUCCAAUGGGAACAUCCUACACACUCAGAUUUUUCCUAAUGAUGUUGCUUGGAAUGUGGUAG
Messenger RNA from Caenorhabditis angaria, 1042 nucleotides. NCBI's taxonomy places the organism in Eukaryota, Metazoa, Nematoda, Chromadorea, Rhabditida, Rhabditidae. The record is from the annotation of a GenBank genome assembly.